AUGUCCGGCCUCAAGGCCUUCAUCGCCCUCUUCAUCUUCCGCUAUCUCCGCACGGUCGUGAGCAUCUUCGCGUAUGCCACGUAUAAACCCAAGCCAGUCCUCGAAAAGCCAACCUAUACCUCUGAUGACGUCUCCGUCAUUAUACCAACCACUUUCAAGACCCCAGACGAGAUUGCUCACUGCGUGCAGCGCAUCUUGGGCAACCGACCGGCCGCGAUCUUCAUGGUCACGGCCAACAUCAACGUCCCUCUGGUCGAGAGCCUCGUGGCCAUCCACACGUCGACCUCUACCAUCACCGUCCUUGGCGUCGACGAGCUCAAUAAGCGGAACCAGAUUCUCAAGGCCAUGCCUCUGAUCAAGACGAAGAUCACGGUGCUCGCAGAUGACGACGUGUUUUGGCCAGACAAUUACCUGGAAUACCUGCUCGCCAUCUUCGAAGACCCGGGCGUUGGCGCUGGCGGCACCCGUCAGAGAGUUCGUCGUAACGAGAACCCUGGCUCCUGGAACUUCCUGGGAAUCAGCUACUUGGAGCGCCGCGUCUGGAACAACUGCGCGACCAACGCGAUCGAUGGCUCCAUCUCGACGCUGUCCGGCCGAACUGCUGCGUACCGUACCGAUGUCAUCCAGAAAGACGAGUUCUACCACUAUUUCACACACGACACGUGGCGCGGCAAGCCCCUAAACUCCGACGACGAUAAGUGUUUGACCCGAUGGGUUUACUCGAAUGGUCACAAGAUCGUCCUGCAGUUCGAUUCUCGCGCAGUGAUCGAGACGACUGUCGAAGGCGACAUCAAGUACCUGAGCCAGUGCAUGAGGUGGGCCCGUGCCCACUGGCGUGGUAACUUUACUGUCAUGGAGAACGAGCAGUAUUGGCGGUCGCUGAGGUACAUCUGGGGCCUCUACUACAUCUACAUCAGUCAGUUCCAGACGCCUGCGCUCCUCAUUGAUGGACUCCUGUUCUUCUUCCUGCACCUUGCUCUUGAGGAUGCGACCUUGACGACAGCUCGCAUUGCGUACGUCGUCCUCGCCAUCUGGAUCAUCUUCACCAAGAAUCUGAAGAUGAUUCCUCAUUUCCGAAAGUAUCCGCAGGACCUCAAGUUUGUUCCAAUCGGCAUCGUGUUCAGCUAUUUCCACGGCCUCAUCAACCUUUGGGCAUUGUUCACCAUGAAGACGACGCAUUGGGGUUCGCAAAACCUCACCAGCCUCCAGCAAUCCAGAGCAGACGACGCAGAGGUGAUCCCAUUGUUGAAGAACACUAUUGACGAGCCAACUCUGGGACAUGACAUGAUCGGGGACGAUUACUUCGCCGCGGAGCAGACCUCUUAG
Zasmidium cellare ATCC 36951 is the source of this 1326-nucleotide messenger RNA. RefSeq names its product glycosyltransferase family 2 protein. Bases 1 to 1326 code for a protein of 441 amino acids. The transcript has 2 exons. Lineage: Eukaryota; Fungi; Ascomycota; Dothideomycetes; Mycosphaerellales; Mycosphaerellaceae. The record is from RefSeq and is a predicted model, not a curated record.